GGUGCCGCGCCGCGUUCGGCCGGGCGCGGGGCCGGCGUCCGCUCGCCGCGGGGUUGGGCAGGCUUCCCCGGGGGCCGUGGGGUCGCUGCCUCCGGCCGCCGAGCCUCUGGAUCGGGUGAGUCCGGGUCUGAGGACAGCACCUCUGCGGCCGGUGGGAGGACGCUGACGCGCGGAGGCCGGGCGAGGCUCCUGCCCAGCCCAGGUGAGCGCGGACUCCGGCUCCGGGCUCUGCUGGCCGCUUGGCUCGUGAACCCAGUGCAGGCACCUCACACGGCUCUUUCGAAGGGCGCCCAGAAACUUCUAGUUACGAGCCAUCAAGGCGUUUUCCCAAAGGCGAAGCUGCGAAAGCGCAAUCCAGAAAUACAGAAUGUCUGUUCUAGGUGGGCAUCUCCUGAUUGGCACCUUCACCUGCCUCCCGCAACUCACCUGAUAUUUCGAAGUCGCAGUAACACACUUGAAGAGCAGUACAGAAAGAACUAAGAAAUCUGCAGAAACAAAAAUUACCCACUUGAGAUAAGAGGGUCAUCAAAUUUGCCAUAAUUGUUGGGUGCUCAUCUUGGUUGGUGUGGCUUUAUUGACUCCUGGUUUAACCUCUAGCUAAAAGUAACACAAAGAGAAUGAAAGAAGUUGAUAAUCUUGAAAGUAUAAAAGAGAAGUGGGUUUCUGAAACAGGAUCCAACAAUCAACCUCUUAGUGAUAAUCAACAAACAAAUUGUGAAUACUUUGUUGACAGCCUUUUUGAGGAAGCUCAGAAGAUUGGUGCCAAAUGCUUGUCCCCCACUGAACAGAAGAAAGAGGUAGAUGUAAGUAUAAAAUUAUGGAAAAAUGGAUUCACAGUCAAUGAUGAUUUUAGAAGUUAUUCUGAUGGUGCAAGUCAGCAGUUUCUGAACUCUAUCAAAAAAGGGGAAUUACCUUCAGAAUUACAAGGGAUUUUUGAUAAAGAAGAGGUGGAUGUUAAAGUUGAAGACAAGAAAAGCGAACUAUGUGUAUCUACAAAGCCUGUGUUCCAGCCCUUCUCAGGACAGGGUCAUAGACUGGGAAGUGCCACACCAAAAAUCAUUUCUAAAGCAAAGAGUAUUGAAGUUGAAAAUAAAAAUAAUCUGUCCAUGGUUUCACUGAACAACUUGGAACCCAUCACUAAUAUACAGAUCUGGUUAGCCAAUGGGAAAAGAAUUGUUCAGAAAUUCAAUACAUCUCAUAGGGUAAGUCACAUCAAAGACUUCAUUGAAAAAUACCAAGGACCUCAAAGAAGUCCUCCCUUUUCCCUGGCGACAGCUCUUCCUUUCCUCAGAUUGCUGGAUGAGACACUCACAGUAGAAGAAGCAGAUUUACAGAAUGCUGUAAUUAUUCAGAGACUCAAAAAAACUGCCGAACCUCUUAGAGAGUUUUCAUAGUAUUGGUUUUUAAGAGACUUAAGUAGAAAUUUCACAGAGAAAUGAUGGUUGGAAGUGGACAUGCAAAAAUGGGAGGAAGGACCGGUCAGAUUCACUGGUCUGUUGGUGGGAGUGCUGUUUACUGCUUCUAAGGAGAAGACUUUUGAAUAAUUUCAAGUUAAGAAAGUAACAUGGCUGGAAGCUAUAUUUAAUGAUAUUUAAUGUACUUUUCCCAGAAGGCUACUCAAAAAGAAAAAUAUACUUAAUUUCAAAAACCAGUUAAUCAACAUAUAUUAAGUAGCUACAUCAUUUAGAAUCUUAAUAUGGUAUAAAUGAAUAAAAAAUGUUCACAGUUUUAAUCAUUGAAACAUUUCUAAAAAGCAGGUAUUUAUUUAAAUGUUAACUAUCUCAGUUUUUAAAUAGCAAUAUAUUAAGAAAUUAUACAUAACAGGUUAAAAGCAUUAGUGUAAUUAUUUUAUAACUGAGAUGUAAUCAAAAGGGUAGAAAGACCUUUCACCAUAGGUAUGUUUAAGACUCAGUGUGUUCUGAGUUUUCACUCUGCUGGCAGGAUACACUCAAAUAUUCAUUUGGCUACAGUAUCUAAUUUGUAUUUUCAUUUAGGAAUAUAAUUGCAUGACUUAAUAUAAUGUCAGUGUUAACAUACCCACUCAUAUUUCUGUACUUCUAAAUGUAUUUUUUUUAUUUUUACUUAUCUUUCACUUUUUUACAGUGCUGGGGUUCAAACCUAGUACCUCCAAAUGCUAGGCAAGUGCUCUACUGAGCCACAUCCUAGCACCCCUGCCUUUUAUUUAAUUGGGAAUAUAUGCAUUGUUUGUUGGUUUUUUUUUUGGCGGGGGGGUCGGUGUGGGGAAAUCCUGGCUUUUUAACACUAAGCCACAUCCCCAGCCCUUGUUAUUUUUUAUUUUGAGACAGGAUCUUGCUAAGUCUCUGAGGCUGGCCCCCUGCCUCAUCCUCCUAUGUCACUGGAAUUUAAGAUAUGUGCCGCCGUGCCUAGCUAGGGAUUUAUUUUUAGUUAACAAUUAGGCAUUUAGCCAUUCAUUUCCCACUAGUCAAAAUAUGCUACUAGGUUAUCACAUUACUAAUUAAAGAAUGUUUUUAAAUAUAUCACUUGAAGUACAAUUUUUUUAUUUCUUGAAUCCUCUAUGCAUACAUUAACAGAUUAUUUAUUACAUUCUAAUGUCACCAAGACAUCUUAGGAGUUUAACUAAAACUAGUUAAACUUCAAAACUUAUAUCAGAUUAAACACCCUGGCUUGAAACUUAAGCUUUUUUACCAAUGAAUCAUUAAAAAUAAAGUAUUGCAUCUGGGGCUGUAGCCUAGUGGUAGAGUGCUUGCCUAGCAUGUGUGAGGCAUUGGGUUCCAUCCUCAGCACUGCAUGUAAAUAAAUAAAAUAAAGGUCCAUCUACAACUGAAAAAAAAAAGUUACAUAAAUAAACAAAGUAGGUGUUGAGCAUGCCAAGGAUUAAGUGGCCCCUAUCAGCAGUAA
This is a messenger RNA of Sciurus carolinensis (gray squirrel), 2880 nucleotides long. RefSeq names its product UBX domain protein 2A (gene Ubxn2a). The record is from RefSeq and is a predicted model, not a curated record. Gene Ontology annotation, molecular function: ubiquitin binding. Gene Ontology annotation, cellular component: nucleus; cytosol. Gene Ontology annotation, biological process: Golgi organization; proteasome-mediated ubiquitin-dependent protein catabolic process; autophagosome assembly. The transcript is spliced from 8 exons. NCBI's taxonomy places the organism in Eukaryota, Metazoa, Chordata, Mammalia, Rodentia, Sciuridae. Bases 618 to 1394 code for a protein of 258 amino acids.